This is a messenger RNA of Ornithorhynchus anatinus (platypus), 2927 nucleotides long. It is a transcript of the gene ARL14EP, whose product is annotated as ADP ribosylation factor like GTPase 14 effector protein. The transcript has 4 exons. The record is from RefSeq and is a predicted model, not a curated record. Gene Ontology annotation, cellular component: intracellular membrane-bounded organelle. Lineage: Eukaryota; Metazoa; Chordata; Mammalia; Monotremata; Ornithorhynchidae. Bases 449 to 1231 code for a protein of 260 amino acids.
GGGCGGGAGGACGGUCCGGGCCGGAGCGGAGCGGAGCGGUUAAUGGCGGCGGCGGGCUCCGCGGCGGCGGUGGCGGUGGCGGCGGCGGCGGCUCGGGAUCCCGUCUCCGGAGGGGCGGCGGGCCCAGGCCGGAGGAGGGCUUACACCAAGGUUCCCAAUCACCAGUUUCGGUGGAGCGCUUCUUGAGGAUGGCCUUCGCCGCAUCUUUGUAGCCGUUUAUGAAGAUUCCCGGAUGCAUGAGCUGUAGCUAGAGAGAACGUGUGCUAAAGCAGAAGGUUGUUUCAUUGUCAGAAAGCAGUUUAGUUUGUCACGCUUAGAUUAAAAAGUUUGCAGCACCAAUCUGAUUGACUUUAAUGCUUUCUCUAGGGUGAGCCUCAUAGAACCUACUAGAGACUACAAAGAAUUCUAGGCAAAAUAGAACACGAAAUAGUUUGUUCUAACAAGUAAGAUGGAUCCCUGUUCAGUUGGAAUUCAGCUUCGCGCUACUAAUGAAUGUCAUAAGACAUACUAUACCCGCAAUACCGGCUUCAAGACUUUGCAAGAAAUAUCAUCAAAUGAUAUGCUUUUACUUCAGCUUAGGACUGGAAUGACCCUUUCGGGAAAUAAUACAAUCUGCUUCCAUCAUGCAAAAAUUUACAUUGACAGAUUUGAGGACUUGCAAAAGUCGUGUUGUGACCCAUUUAACAUUCACAAAAAGCUUGCAAAGAAAAAUUUGCAUGCUAUCGAUUUAGAUGAUGCAACCUUUCUAAGUGCCAAGUUUGGAAGACAGCUUGUACCUGGUUGGAAGCUUUGCCCAAGGUGUACACAGAUAAUCAAUGGAACUGUGGAUAUUGACUCUGAAGAACGCCAAAGAAGAAAACCUGAUUCAGACGGACGAACUGCUAAAGCCUUGAAGUCCUUGCAGUUUGCCAAUCCAGGGCGCCAAACUGAGUUUACUCCAGAGACAAGUAAGAGGGAAAAGAGAAGGUUGCAGUCGAAGAACACCCCAGCUAAUUCAGACAGACAAGUGAUACCAGCCAAGAGUAAAGUCUAUGAUAGCCAGGGACUCCUCAUCUACAGCGGAAUGGACCUCUGUGACUGCCUGGAUGAAGAUUGUUUGGGUUGUUUCUAUGCUUGUCCCAACUGCGGAUCUAACAAGUGUGGGCCUGAAUGCCGCUGUGACCGCAAGUGGCUCUAUGAGCAAAUUGAAAUCGAAGGAGGUGAAGUUAUUCGUAAUAAGCACGUGGGCUAACUUAAAGGCAGUUCUAUUUCAAAGGUGUUAGGCGGCCUAAAGGUCAGAAGAAAAUGUAUAGUACACGUCGAUGCUGUGUUUCAGGGAGAUUUCGGGGGGGAUUCAGUGUUUCAUUUCUGUUUUAAAAAGGGCUGCUGUUACUCAGAGUAACAGCUUUAAUCCAUUGUGGGUAAGCAAACCAGUCAGAAGGCUGGAACCAGUGCCCGGCUCUUCAAGGAGAAUGGAUCCCAGUACAACGGAGUGGGUGAAGGCUAAAAACCGGCCUUAAGUCACUGUGACUUAAUCACAAGGUUAGGUCAUCAAAAGAUAUCUGCACAAUUAAGUGUGUGCCUUUCUUGGAGAUCAAUUUAGCCUUUUCUCCCAACCAUUAAACGUGGGGUUUGUUAUAGCUUCACAUGUACAGUAUGGCCCAGAAAAUAGGGGUGCAUCUUUGACUCUCAGUGAUCCUGUUUGAUUUUGCAACUGCUGACACCUUUCCCCCCCUUUAGACUCAAUACCCCCUUAGUUUAGACUCUUACGAAGAUGUUCUGAUAAAAACCAUAUUAAGAAGACCUUAAAAUGAAAUGUAGGUGCUAAAAUUCCAAACUCAUGUAGCCUGCUAGCAGAGAUGCACCUUUUGUGACUACCCAAGUAAAAUCACUGCGUAUUGGGUGUGGGCACCUAGAAAUCUAUUUCUCUGAGUGAAACAACUACUGAUUAGUGUCUUAGGCUUCAACGAUAUUCCACUGUUUGCUACGGGGACUAAGAUUCAUUUUUGCCUCCAAACACCUUCAAACUUCCAAGGCCAAACUACGGUACCCAACCGGACUGUCUGGUUUAUCAUCUUCUUUCAGGCAGUUUGGGGAGACUUUGUAUUCAGUGUAUUACUACUGCAGCAUAAUUCAUGAUACUCUUAGUUGGAGGCCUGUCUUAAGUGAGCUUACCUUGAGGUAUGUACAGACAGGUAGAAUUUCACUUCUUUUAGAUGCGAAUAGCUGGUGUGAAAUUGAAUUGGCUGCCUUUUAGUCAACUACUUUUGUUUUUAAUAUUGGUGUUCUUGGCAUGGUAGCUAAUUAGUUGAUUACAUCAUAGCUAAUUAGUUGAUUAUAUCAUAGCUAAUUAGUUGAUUACAUCAAGAACAACACUUCCGUCCUCACAAACCGUAGCUGGCAUUUUGCAUCAUGCUUGAAUGUGUUUACUUCGCCCACUGAGCUUUAAGUGAAAGUCGUAGGACUCGUGUUUUAAUGGACUAUAAAGAGAUGUAAAUCCAACUCGUUUAGAGCUGAAUUUUGGUGGGCUUAUUUAGAAAGUAUGAAAUUUAACAUCAACAUUUCUCUCUUUUUCCUAUUCCAUGACUAGUUUUUAAGCGGUCCAGUUCUUGAGGACUACUCUAACUCUGAAUUUUGAUGGUGAGCUUAAUGUACGCAGGUUGGAAUGGCAGCCAAUUUUAGGGUGUAAUAAAUAGAUUGCUUUUAUUUCAGGUUUGUCAUUUUCAAUACAUUAUUAAAUAAAUUAUACUUGUGGGAUUUACAUGCAAAUAUUAAUUGAAAAGCGGUUAUUAUAACAUUUUCAGGAUCGUACAGUCAACAUAUUUCGAGAACAAGGACCUGCAACUUUUGUAAUAGAAAUCCUGGAUAUUUGUUAUAAAACUUCAAUAUCUUGGUUUGUGCUGACAUCUGCUGGUGUUUUCUGAAAAUAAACUGAGCUUUACAGGUCA